AUGCGCGCGCAACUGCUUUCUCGAGCCUUGCUAGCGGCGCUCUUUGGCAUUUGCGUUGCCUUGAAUAUCGGUACUGAGAGCCAAGCCAUCGACCGCGACGACUCGAGCCUUGGAAUACCAGCAACCACGACUAUCCAUCAUCGCGACGACUUCUCCCUGCCAACAAGACGUGGCCGUGGAAGACGUGAAAUCAAUAGGAUAGAAACAGACUCCGAGCAACCGAAACUAGUGCCUCACCAAGCCGACAAUGUGGCGAAAAUGGAAGAUACCUCUGAUGGGACCACCGAGCCUACGUGCCCUCCUCAUAAAGUCUGCCUCGCGCCAGGCAUACUAGCCGUCAUCAUCAUCUUUUCAUGCCUCGGCUCGUUGCUGUUCAUUAGAGUUCCCAUAUUUGCCAUAUUGUUUUGCACGGUGUGGAAUUCAUUUUGGGACCAUUGA
Molecule: messenger RNA, 438 nt
Organism: Neurospora tetrasperma FGSC 2508
Lineage: Eukaryota; Fungi; Ascomycota; Sordariomycetes; Sordariales; Sordariaceae
Exons: 2
Coding region: 1-438 (145 amino acids)
Source: RefSeq, a predicted model, not a curated record